GCGGUGGCUGCGAGUCGCAAGAGCUCGACCGGCAGCUCGUACACGACCCCGACCGCCUCCUUUUUCAGGGGUUUCGGUUUCCGGUUCGGAUACCCGUUCGCAGGGACGAGGCGGUUUUCUCCAUCCCCCGUGUAUCCAGUCCCUCUCUUUCUUUCUUUAUCUAUCUGUACCUUUCUUAUUAUAUCCGUUUACCUCUUUUCUCCACUCCUGUUUCUCUGAUCUUCCGUAGUUUCCCUUCUGCCAACUGCCGUUGUCUCUCAGUCUAGCGCGAGUUUUUCAGUCUAACGCGUUCGACCGGACUUCGCGGCGUAUAUCUUGUGCGUGCGGUCUGUACGGGAGGUUACGCGUACCCUCCCCCCCUCCGCCUCCCUCACCCCCAUUUCCGUCGUCGUGCUCGUCGUCGCCGUAAUCGCCGGCAUCCAUCGUCACGGAUUACUCACGUUCGCGUUCAACCUGUUCGUGUUCAACUCGGUGCACCACGAUGCGAGGUAGAUACGUGCACGCAAGAGGUACGAUUUGGCCAGACGAAAGCAAUUACGGAUAAAGGAAUAAAGCAAGCAGCACGAGCGAAGCGACGAGGACGAGAGGCGGAUGGGAGUGCGGAGAAAAAGAAGGGAUAGCCGCAACAGGACAGGAAGAGCGGCGGUGGUGAAUACGGAUAUACGAGGAUGUAAAUUCGCGCGAACGCGUGAUCCGUGUUGAAGGAAACGAGUGCGACGUGAGAAAGAGAGUGUGCGAGAACAGAGCAGAAAUCAGGAGAGGAAGAAAAAGCCGCGCGCGGGCAAGAACGGCGAGGAGAACGGCGAAUUCGUUGCCUAUGUGGAACGGGCUGCUGGCAGAGGGAGCAGCCACGCUCCGCGAAGUUGCCUAGAUACCGGGCAACACCGUGUUGCGCUCCGGUGAAGUAGGAGGCAGCGAAGGAGGCGGAGGUGGUGGUGCUGCUCCGCGGAAGGAUGGAACGCGCGAUGGACUGUAGUGAGACGAGGAAGACGAUUGCCGGCCAGGCCGCGAACGCAGGAUCCCCCGCGAGAAUGCUCGAAACGCUGGGAAGCACCAUCGCGCGAACGUAGCGCGUUCUCUCUGCGAACGAUAAAACGCCGCCGCCGCCUUUCAACGAUCGAGACCUCGCGAAUACGCACAACCGAGGCCCGCGGAAGAACGCUUGGUUAUGACGGCGAAGUCGGGGGGUGCGUUAGCGAGGGCAUCGAGUAUCGAUUAGCGGACGAUUCGCGCGGAAUUGAACUCGACUCGUGACACCCUGCUGUGAUGAUGAUAAUAAUCAGUGACGCAGCGGGCGACAAAGCGCUACCGGGCGAUACUCGCGGCGGUGACCGCUGCGUGUAGAAGUGAACACGCAAAAUUGUGCAGUGCAUCACGGUCACGACGGGGCACGUCGGGACCGGAUAGAUGAACAUCGGCAAGUCGGUGUCGUACCUCGACCUGGGCCUGCAAAAUUCAUCUGCCAUGGCGCACCAGGCAAGAGGUCUACCGCAGUUGCGAAUAAAGUUUUAUAAUACGAUCGCCGCCGGUCUCCAAAUAGUCCUCUUGCUCACCGUCCUACCUCAAGAAAGCCUUUGCGGGCGCCACGAGAAACGCUUAUUGAAUAACCUGCUGGCAAAUUACAACACCUUGGAGCGACCGGUCGCGAAUGAGAGCGAACCACUGGAGGUGAAGUUUGGCAUCACUCUGCAGCAAAUCAUCGACGUGGAUGAAAAGAACCAAAUACUUACGACCAACGCGUGGUUGAAACUGGAGUGGACGGACUACAACCUUCAGUGGAACGAGUCCGAGUACGGCGGAGUGAAGGACCUUCGAAUUACGCCGAACAAGCUUUGGAAACCGGAUAUCCUCAUGUACAACAGUGCGGAUGAGGGUUUCGACGGGACGUACCAAACAAACGUGGUGGUCACGCAUAACGGCAGUUGCCUGUACGUCCCUCCGGGCAUCUUCAAGAGCACAUGCAAGAUAGACAUCACUUGGUUCCCCUUUGACGACCAACACUGUGACAUGAAGUUCGGAUCCUGGACCUACGACGGCAACCAGCUCGAUCUGGUACUCAACUCAGAGGAGGGUGGUGACUUAUCCGAUUUCAUCAUGAACGGGGAAUGGUACCUCAUCGGUAUGCCGGGGAAGAAGAACACGAUAAUGUAUCAAUGCUGCCCGGAGCCGUACGUUGACGUCACGUUCACGAUACAGAUACGCAGGAGGACCCUCUACUACUUUUUCAACCUGAUCGUGCCCUGCGUACUGAUAUCGAGCAUGGCCCUACUGGGCUUCACCCUGCCGCCCGAUUCCGGCGAGAAGCUCACCCUAGGAGUGACCAUUCUACUGUCGCUGACAGUUUUCCUGAACCUCGUGGCAGAAAGCAUGCCGACGACUUCGGACGCUGUCCCUUUAAUAGGAGUGACCAUCUUGUUAUCGCUGACGGUGUUCCUGAACCUCGUCGCCGAGACCCUGCCCCAGGUCUCCGACGCAAUACCCCUGUUAGGAUCAUACUUCAAUUGCAUCAUGUUCAUGGUGGCGAGCAGCGUCGUGCUCACCGUUCUGGUGCUCAACUAUCAUCACAGAUCGCCCGACAGAUACGUGAUGCCAAACUGGGUGAAAAUAGUGUUUCUACAAUGGCUGCCGUGUGUGUUGCGCAUGAAUCGGCCGGGCAAGAAGAUCACGAAGAAGACCAUUCUCAUGAGUAAUCGGAUGAAGGAGCUGGAGCUACAGGAGAGAAGCAGUAAGAGUUUACUGGCGAACGUUUUAGACAUCGACGAUGAUUUUCGCCAUGGGAACAGCGCCGCCAAUCCUGCCUCGGGCUAUAUAAGCAGGUCGGCGUACGGUACACCGCUAUCGACCAGGCCGGCGACGGUCGAGGAGACUUCGGCGUCGCUGCCUCUCAGCGGAAUGCAGAAGGAACUUCACACGAUUCUCAAGGAAUUGCAGUUCAUCACUAGCCGCAUGAAAAAGGCGGACGAAGACGACGAAGUCAUUAGCGACUGGAAGUUCGCCGCCAUGGUGGUCGACAGACUAUGCCUGUUCGUCUUCACGUUAUUCACGGUUUUGGCUACGGUGGUGAUACUGUGUCGCGCGCCACACAUAAUCGUCCAGUAAUAGACUGCCCCGGUCAAACCGAAAAAAUACACAAAAUAUGCCAAGGAUAGCGCCUCCUGGAAUAUUCGGAACGAUGCCCGGCACGAUUCGAGGAGGCGGCUACACAGAGCACGUCGAAGUGAGAGCGAGGGAAGGCGCGGGGAAAAUAAAAAAAAAGAGAGACGGACUCGUUAGCCCAUUUUGCGCCCUUCUGCGCGCGACUUCCCCUUCCCGAAGGGGAAACGAGGGUACGCAUUCUUGCGUUCUCGGAUUCCUCACAGCUGGGAAUCAGCGCCGGUUUGUGCGACCAGCCAGCGGUUUUCUUUUCGCGACGUGCUUUCGCUUAGACGCGAAAAGGGGAGGCAAGCAAGAGUGAGACCACCACGACGACGUUCAUAGGAAAAGCUACGGGGGGGAGGGGAAGGAUCGACUUCCGGCAGCGGCAGCGGCGGCGGCGGCGACGGCGCACGGACGCUGUCGUAGUUUUUCUAGCGGAGGACACGCCUGGGAAACGUUUCCGGAUUCACAAGAAGAGUAAACACGAAAUGGAAUGGGAACAAGGAUCCGAUCGCCGACGUCACGCUCCGUUACGGCUGCGUUAUUUCGUUUAAGUGACUUAAUUAACAUUUCUAGUGCGAAACCGGUAGGUAGUCGACGCGCGACGCGCGACGCGAGCUGAACGGAGAGAUCUCUAGAGGGCUGCCUCUAGAUCGCGUAGACGAAGGUAGGUGCAGGCGAAAGGGAAAGAGAGAUUAGCACGCGCUGUCGAGUGGAUCUAAUUGCGUUUCGCGAGCUCUCAUCGAUCGCCUGCCUUGUCGAUCGGCGAUCGCCGCGUAUUAAUUGUCGUUUGAUGCGAUCGCGGAUCGAUCACACUCGACGAUCGAUGCGAUUUCGCGCGCGAGCGACAAGUCGACGGCGUCACGAGACAAAGGAGAUCGCGCAGUCCUCGGAAGAGCGUUGUUGCGGCCUUUCGAUAAUAGUAACAAUAACGAUAAUAUUUCUUAUAAUAAUGAAAAUAAUAAUUAACGAUAAUUACCGUUAGUCGCUUUGCGCGCGCGCAUGCACGUACGCACGCACGCACGCACGCACGCACGCGCGUUACGACCGAGUCGUAAAUUAAUUAACGUUGCGAUCUGUUGAGGGUCUCUCGUAGGGAACCGAGACGGACUUAAAAAUAAACUGCCAAAUAGAAAACUCGAGUCAGGGGUGUUCAACCUUUUCAAACGGAAAAUAGGAAAGUAAAGUGCGGCCUGGACGAUCGACAGGGUGAACGCACGCGCGGUACCGCGACCAAUGGCAAGAGCCUUGUAACAAGGGUGACCCGUCGUCACUGUUCCGCUUCGUUCGACGGACCUUUUAUUUUUUUUCCCCCGUCGUGCACGAUCCGCGGGUAACGAACGACGAUUUAGCGGCGCGCCUCUCUCCGGAGACGAGAGCCUGAAACUCGCGGCCGUCAACGAUCGCGCGAUCGACCCUCCACACGCUCGAUAUAUUUUUCCACGUUCCCCCGUUGUAAAAUCCUCCUAUUAUCACGUGCUCGAAAGCUGACGUACGCGUAACCACAAACAAUCCUCCUCCCUUCCCUCAGCACUCCGUGUUCCGCGAAACUCGUCAGAUAUUUUCACACCGCGUAUUAUCACGGUGUGACGUGUGUUUGUGUGUGUGUGUGUGUGUGUGUAUGUGUGUGAUAUGCAUGUGGGUGUAUGCGUGUAUGCUUGUGCGUGUGCGUGCGUGUGCGUAUGUGUGCGUUUGUGUGUAUGGAUGUGGGUACACGCGAGAGAUAUACAAGCGCACAAGAGCGGUUGACGCGUCGCUUAUUCAGCCGAUCGACGGAGGAGGGUCGAUCUAUCGAUCGGCCGCUCAUUCGUCCGGAUCGUACGAGCCGCACGAGCACGCAGCGUAUAAAUCAGCGAGCGAACACACGCGCAUGCAGAGGCGAACGCGACGAGAGCGAGUAAAUCGCGGAAAGGAAAUAAAAAACAAAGAGAGGAGAAAAAACUGCCAAGUUGGACCACCCCUGCUUUCCGUACAGAGUCACGCGUACUCGAGUCCUCGAGGACCUCGGUGAAUCCGUCGUGGAUCGUGAUCGAGCGCUGCGAGAGCGAUCGACGUUAUUACACAUUAAUUGGGGGCCAUGCCUACCGCGACGAUGAUUUAUAUCUCGGUGGAUCGCAUAGUCUCGUUGCUCCGUUAAAUCCUUCGACGACUGUAACUUAAAGUAGCCUUUUAAAGCUUUCCGAACGCUUUUUAACGGUCGUUACUUCCGUUCCGCUCUUUACCAUAAACGGGUCUUGCCACGGUUCAUCGGUGAAGAGAUACAGUCCAAGAUGUGAAUCUAACUCUUCGAUGGCUUAAAGAUUCCACAGUCACGUAAUAUAAUUUUCAUUAAACAACAAUUUUCGCGAACUCAUAAGUUCCAAUUUAUAAAAAAUAAAUUAUAAUUUUUUUAUAUAUUUGUGCGCUGUUUUUUUUUUUUUUUUUAAAUCAAGAAAGUAUUUUAUUUAAGAAGAGAGGUAAUAAAGCAGAAAAGAUAAUUGGAAUUUAUCGCUUCUUUUCCACGGUUUUUUUUUUUCAUUUUUUCAUUGCCGAUCGGAUGUUGGAACGUAAUAUUUGUAAUGCCGCAGUCGAUAAUCCGCGAUCGCUGAGGAUAUAAAAGAGAGCUCGUGACCUCGUGCGAGUUAAUCAAACAAUUAAUCCUUGAGGCACAUGUCGGGUAUCCUCCGACGGCUUCAUUAACGUAAACUCAUCGUCGAGGGCGAGACGGUACUUUUUAAUCGCGUGCGACUGAUUACCGAUUCAAUUAGCAGAUCAGCUCGUUAUUGCAUAUCACAUGUGGAUUGUACGGACCGAUGUUUCAUUUAUGCAAACGAGUUUCGCUGGAUUAUUGUAGUUGAUUUUUCAUUGAAGUUGUUUAGUUUAUCGGCGUCAUACACGCACUUUUUCACGAACUCGUAUUAUUUAGAAAACCUUUAUGCGUAUUUGAUCAGUAGUUACUAUCUGCAGAAGGGACUUGAGUCCUAUUGCACACUUUAAUAUGGCACUAAUCUCAGGAGAAGAUCAGUUCCGUGAUAUAUAGACAUAAAUAAAUAUUAUAAGACUCUUUAACUGCCAACGGGCAAGUGAAUGGUUCAUGUUAACUCAGGAAAGUCUUGUAAUAUUUAAAUGAGCAACUCAUUUUUGUUUUUCCAAAGAAGAACUUUUCAAUUUUCUUUCUUAACAUUGUUCCGUUAUAGUUGACAUGGUAGAGCUAACUGUGCAACACAAAAAUUCGCGUAUUUAGCAAGAUAAUUUUAGCAAAACGUUAAAUUACAGUCGUCGAGGGUCGUGAUAAACAUCCCUGUUCCCAGCCCGCUCUCCCUGCCUCAUUUAACGAAGCUGUACGGAAUGACAGAAUGAUAUGUGAUCGUUCAAACGACGCAAAAGAUGAUACACAGAAGUGAUGAAUAACGUCCGAAGUGUUUCGACCAAAUACUCAGAUAAAUAUGUAAACAUAAAGGAGUAAACGUUUUGCGUGGCGUGGGAGACUCAAGCACAUCCUACAACGAUCGGUUUAGUACAUAUGUGAACAGUGCCCUCGGCUAACACACACACACUAACACACACACACACACACACACACACACACACACACACACACACACACACACACACACACACACACACACACACACACACACAUGCACAGACACACACGUGCACGGAAAACACGCACACGAAAUACACAUUCACACUGAUGAACUGCUUAGAUGUGAGGCAGCGACAGUGUUGUUCAUCGAGCAGACACGGAAAUUGGAUCGUCGACGAUAGUCGAUCGCGUGCCGAUCGGGAUCGUCGAUCGCUCCAGAAUCUCACGGACGACCGUAAAUCGCGCACCGACCACCGGCGAUUCACCGGCGCGGCGCGGAAAGAGUCCGCCAGAGCAAAUCAAAUCAAACCGAAUACCAUUGAGAAUUCGUUUUCCCGAGGAGACGGUUUCAGGGUGAUUAUCUAUCAUUGCCGACAAUCAUUUCGCGGGAACGUAAGUCUGCGGCGCCCAGCGGAGCACGAAACGCACAAACACACACAUACACACACACACACACACACACACGAACGGACGGGAAGGAAUUGUGAUACAAUUGUGUGAUCUUCGGGGCGCACGCGACGGGAAACAGGACGUGGAACAAUCGCGCGACGCGAGAAACAAUUUCGAGCACAACGAAUCGCGAGUAGCAUUCCGUGAGUACAUACGCAGGGAGCGGAGACUGAAGGGCCGUUUACACCACGCGAUUUCUCGACGCGAUUCUGCUAGGAAUGUUGUUAGGAAUAAUCGUUACGAACGUUAUUCUAAAAUCAUAACUGCUUGUUAUAGUAAAUAAGAGCUAGAAUAUAUACCAGAAUAUAUUGCGAUACUUGAUGCGUACUCGCGAUAUGUGUUAGCGUUUAAUUAAAGUAUUGCUAAAGUAUAAACUGCGAUACAGAGGAGAGUGUAGAGGCAGCGCUCGGACUCAAAUGUAACGAGAUAUACGAUUGUAACGUUUGUAAUAAUUCGAGUUGCGUUCGUAAUCAUUGAAUCGUAAUCGUUAAAUCAACUAAUUCGUAAUCACUGACUCAAUAAAUAAUUAUAGUAAUUUGCUCAAUCGACUUGAUAUCCGUUUGAACGGGCUUUGUUAAACCAAGCGUCGGCGGUUUCAUUCUUUCGGGCAAUCUCUUUCGCAAAUUUUCCUACGUAGGUCUACCUUACCAAUUCGACACGGGCUGAUGCGACAUCCCUUAAAAAAAAAAAAUAAAAAAAAAAUAUUAAAAAAUCUGCGGUGUAAACGGACCUUGCAGAAUCGCUGGAACGAUCGACAUCGUACGCGGAUCACCGACGAUUUCGAGGCGGCGCGGUCGAUCGACGGGAGAUUCACCCAGGGCGUCCUCCGAUUUAGUAUAAUUUUCUAAUUCAUUACGCGCGCGCCACGUAAUCGAUAAGUAUACGAGUAAAACGACGUUCGGCCAGGUUGGCGGCCGGUCUGUCAAAAUAAAUAAAAAUAAAAAAAAACAGACGGGUAGACGAGAAUCCGAGGGCGCGUCGCGACGCCGUCGUGAAAUCGGCCGCCGCGGGAGCAAAACCGUCGCGUUAAGAUCGGAAGUUUGGGACGAGGCACAAUCCGCGGUCACGAGUGGCCCACUCGCGAGAAAAUGACACUUGCUACAAUAGUGAUAUCACAGGGAAAGGAAGGUACACACGCAGGCCCGUGUUACCGUGAGCGCGUCCCUCGAACGCUGAGCGCCGCUCGUUCGAUUCCCGAGAUUCACGUCAAUCUCAGAUAUAUACGCGUAUCGUUCACGUUAAGCAAAUCAAAUUUCAGAAUCGGACGGACGUCGUUCGGCGGCGAGGUACAAAUGCGCGAAUAUACGGGCCGCAUCCUCCCGCGUAGACGUAUAUAAUGUGUAUCUUCCGUUGCCGUCUCAUCGGAGAUUUUUUUUAUAUACAUGAGGGCAGAGGCGGCGGGAGAGUAGUGCAUUGUUAAUUCCAAAAUGCUCAUUAAAACGAAUCUAGCGAGUAUACAGCGUAAGAAAAUUUUACAUGGUGUUUGUACGUUUAAGGGACUAAAACGCAUUACGCAGAGGAUCGCUCUGCGAUCGAACCAUCGUACGUAAUUUAACGGGAGCAUUAAAGCAGCGCGAAGAAAUGUAAAAUUACGAGCACGGCGAGCAGGAAAUGUUAUAUAUAUUAUAUAUAUAUUGUAAGUAAGAAAAAAAGAGAAAAAGACACAGACGAGGAGGAGGAGGAGGAGAAGGAGGAGGAGGCGGAAGAAGGAAACGAAUCCGUGUAAACGUUAUAAGCGAAUUAAACUCUAGAAACUCGAUGUACGGUAAUCGUUUGGUUAGUGAAAAGUCACGUGGUUAUUAUUACUAUUGUUUACGCCGAAGGAAGCGACGAUCAUCGUUAGUGCUAUUAUCACACCGCAGGACUAUUACUAUUGAUAUGAUUACCGUUACUAUUUAUCACAACUACUAGCGCUACUGAAUAUUAUUAUUAUGGUUAUCAUUACUACUACUAUUAUUAUUACUAAUGUCGUUACUAACUAUACUACUACUAUUACUACUACCGCUAGAAGCUACACUUACUAUUACCUACCUACCGCUGCUACUAUUGUUACUAUUAUUGCUAACUUCUAACACUCCACCGGGCGUGGAGGAGCGCGCGAAUGUCGCGCGAGGGAUCGCGCACGAUUUUAGCCGUAAGCUAAGCGACCUCGAUUUGCGUUUUUAAUAUUCGAAUUGUGGUAUAUAAUGCGCGGUUAACAGACAGACGGAGCUCAAGCGACAUCACGACAUAUCCCGAAUAAUCGUCGGUCAACUUUAAGGAUUACCCGUGGCAAAAUUGUUACAAUAACGCGCCCGCGCUCAAUCGUGCAACGCGAGCGACGCUUUUGGUGACGACGUAUUCGAUUCCGUAGGCUAUCCGAAUUAAUAGUGGACCGAAGGUAAAAAAAAAAAGCCGGCACGUGUUUACGGCGACGCGACGGCGCGCGCCGCACCAUCAAUUCUUUCGUCGCGUUUCUGAAUAAUUUGAGACUCGCGGAAAAACGUUCUUUCUUUAUCGGCCUUCGUCGAUCGGGGGGGAUGAACGAGUAGAAUUUGAUCAAGUCGUCGCUCUGUUGCGAAUCCUUAAUCUGAAUAACAAUCGCGACGACGAACGUAGCGCGCGCAGUGCUACGUCUAAAUUUGUCGGUUACUCGAUAUUGCGUAAUAAGUUGAAACAUUUGAGGCCGACCAGGGAGAGACACGGUUAUCUUUGCGCGCAAAUUCUCUUCAGCCUGUCGCGAUUCGUUUGGAAAACUUUACUACGUCUGCACGUUUAAUCUUUUCAGUCUCGAAUAAUUUUCCGAUUCAGCAAAAACUAGGUUACGCGGCGCCAUUGUGACACUAUUUGAAGGUGACAGCAUGAAAGAUCUUUAGACGAGAGAAUUGUAGAGUAGAAGUUGUUGCACGAAUGCAACCAACAUUUCUUUCAUAAAGAUACAAGUGUAAAAAUAUAUAAAUAUAAAAAUUGAUAAAUAUAAAAAUUACUAAAAAAAUAUGAAGAAUGAAUAUCGAUUUGUCGAUUAUAACCAUGUGAAUGCAUUUUGCAUUUUUAUUCCGUGAGACGCAGUGGAAAAAAAAAAUUAUCCCCCUCGUAGUAUUAUUCGAGUUCUCUUGAUUCCGACUGGGACUGAAAGGAUUAAACGCUACACCGAUUUUCCGCGCGCGCGGUUCUCUUUCCGAUAGAACGGCUAGAUUUCUCGAUUACCUUCGCCACGAUUAAAAAUAUGAACGAUAAGAAGGGUACGUAUAUAUCGGGUAAGUGUACGCACCUUCGCCGGUACGAAGCUCGCGUUUCGCCCGCCGCUGCGCAAACGCGAGCGGGCGCAUUGAAACAUGAAAAAUCGUGUAAAUAACUUCUGUGAUAAGAAUCGAUUAUUAGUAAUUGCCGAAUGCGAAACCCCUUGAGAACGUCGGCGGAAGCGGCGACGCGAGCCCAAGCCAACGACAAACCGCUUCGUCAAAAGCGACACGAAACAAUUGUUAGCAACAAGAAUAAUUUCAAUAAACGCCGCACGUUGCUUUGUAUUGCUGAAAUAUUUCUCUGCUACGCGCAAAAAUUUUUGAAACAGACGUGUGUCUGCCUUUGCCCUCGAUUUCUACACUCAAAAAAAGAAGUGUUUAAUUUUAAGUCAUUGAAAUGCUUUAUUUCUGUCUACGUUUUGCAAACGCUUAAAAAUAUUUGAGCUUUGCAAACGGUGUUUAAAUUUAAAACACUGAAACGUAUAAGUGAUUAAAAAUUUCAAUUUUAAAUAUUUUGGUGUUUAAAAUUUCAAUACUGUUAAAACUAAAACUAAAACAUUUUUAAGUAUUUAAAAGACGGGGACGAAAAUAAAACAUUUUAAUAUCUUAAAACGUUCUUUUUUUUAGUGUGCUUUACAUUGAAUUGUUCUUUCAAAAAAAAUAAUGAAAAAUGUUUCUUUCAAAAUAUAAAAUAUGAGAUGUAAUGAAAAUGUCACACUUCCCGAUGCACGUACGGCUUCGAGGAUAAUUACUUUGACGUAAAAAAAUACUUGUUAUUUCCGAUUUCCAAAAUAAUUUCCAAGUUUUAAUCCGCCAAACGUUGAGACAGGUGGUGCUAUGUUAGCAUAAUAGACGAUCGACUUGGACAGAUAUCAGAAUAAUAUACGAACCGGAUAAUUGGCUUCGUUUUACAACCGAGAUAAUCGAAUUCUCUGAAUUACUCGAGUCAGUUCCCCCCGUAGUCCGUCCCGUGCCAAAUUAUCUGCCCGCGUCAGACGAGAUUGACAUCAUCGGAUCUUCUUCUUACAGGAAGAACAAUCGGCAUCUUCGCAGCAAUCUUUUACAGGCAAUUUUUCCGCGGCUUUUAUUCUCACGCGUUUCGCAUAUUGAGCGAGCAGCAUAUUAAAAAUAAAAAAGAUCCGCAUGAUACACUAUCGCUUUCGUGUUGCGUGGCGAAGCUUAACGUGUCUUCAUUUGUGGCUAAUUGAGGCCGAUUAGUAGUAGCGGUUCUCGCGUUCCCGACAAACGAAGGCGAGCCGGAAAUGACGGGGCUUAGUCUGGAAAUUGCCAAUCGACGUCUAAUUCGGCCGCUCGCGGCCAAUUUUCGACUCGACGCCGAAGAUGAAGCGGCGACGCGCGUGCUUGAAAUACGAUCGCCCGCGAUCGAGAGAUCGAACGAGAGCCCGAAUUCUUUGAGGAUAGGGUGCAGCGAUUUUCCUCGAUAACUGUGACCAGUCCGCUAAUUGCGGCGCGCCCGCUAAUUACAAGCGACAUCGCGCAAACGAAAGACGCACACGCGCGAUCUAUUUUUACUUUUUUAUAUGGAUACGCGCUUCGUCGCGACCAUAUUCGACGUGGCGUCGUUUUUUCUGAGAUAAGAUACGGCCGCGAGCAUCCGUAAUAAACGAUCGCGACGGCGAGGAAGAGACGGAGAGGAAAGACCUGGCCUGGGCUUCGCGACGUUGCUUCCGAACGUAUAAACGACGCGGAGCGGUCGCGGGGAACACUCGUUAUGCACUUAAGCGACUUUGUUUCGAGCGGUGCAUUAUUAUCGAUAGUGUGUAUAGCCGUGCGCCGUGUGUAUAAUGUAUACAUACACAUGUACUUUGAACAUACGAAUAUAAAUAUAUGAAUAUAGGCGUAUACAUAGAUAACGCAUUAUACAUAUAUACAUAUUAUACAUAUUACAUAUAUAUAUGUAUAUAUAUACAUAUAUAUAUAUAUACACCAUAUAUACACAUAUGUAUACAUAUAUAUAAAUAGCGGAAAACAAUAUUGUAACAUACGAAAAGCAGGAAAAUCUGCUAAAGGUGAAAGAAAAUGCUAUAUAAAUUGACAUUGAACGUUAAACUAAUGGAUAGUACGAACUGUUAAUAAAUUGUAAUAUUAACUAAUUCAUUAAUACUAAAUACAAAGGAAUUGAACUAGGUUACACGGGCAACUAGUAGUCUGUCCCCAAAACAUUCAUCUCUGUUUUCUACGAAACAUGGACUCGCGCGUUGCUUUCGGCAUGCACAUAUACAUAUACAUAUACGUGUGGCUAUAUACAUAUGUAUAUAUAUAUGUGUGCAUGUAUGUAUAUACGUAUAUGGUUUUUCGCCAUAAAAAGUGUCACAUUGGAUUCCUCCUUGAUUUCCGUCGAAUGUAGUAUGUAUAAUCUUUAAUGAUUUGUCGAGAAUUGUUUGUCAAGCUGCUGGCCACGCGAUACACGCCCCGCGAUGCUCUCGUUUAUAUAAUUAUUACAAUUCACAUGUACAUAGGACACAAUAUUGUAUACACACGCGUGCCAAGAAUGAUUUAUAAACGCAAUACACGGCGUGCGAAUCAAAAGGAGUACACGAAAAAGAAAGAAAAAAGAAAAUGAAAGAAGACGGAAGGAAAGGAAAAGGUAACGGUGAGACUGGAAGAGGCUACGAGAAUGUCGAUUGUCGUCGUUCCUCUCCCGAAUUCUGCACUGAUUCUCAAAUAAAAGGUACGGCUUGACCUCACGCACCGACUGCUCGUAUUUUAUUCCUCAGGAAUAAAAGCCGAGGGUGGUUCCUUCCCUUCUCCCAUAAUCCGCGUCCCCGUUCGCUUUCGCUCCAACGAUACGUGAGAUGUGUGAAAGAAAGAGGAAAGAGAAUAAGAAAACGAGAAAAGACCAACAGAAAGCGCCGGAAUUUAUUUCGAGAUCGAACGUGUGUUGAAGUACGAGAAAUGACACAAAGCGCGCGACCAGAUCGUCAUCGACCAUGUAUCGAUAUCGGUGCUACGCACACACGCGUUUUACUAGAAAAAGAAACAAGAAAACACGCGCUCGCACACAUUGCCACACGGAUUGACCAUCGAUGGAUCGAUCCGCAAGCUGUUUUACACGAGAUAGAUACGUAAUGUUACCGCCGUUGUGUAAGUGACGUGCGCGAGACGGGGUGUCAUGUAAGUAAAUUAAUAAUAAUAAUAAUAAUGAUAAUUGACGGAGGAAACAAGCCAGCCGCGCGCGGUAUGCUCAAAAUGUAGAAUAAAGAUUACGACACUGUACAAUGCGUUUAAGGAUAUCCUUAUGUAUAGAUAACACGUUAAUAUGGAGUGUAAAUGUGCGACUGUCGCGACGAAAGCGAGACGGGACUGUUAAAACUUGUAGGAUUAAGCGAGAACGAGAAUUUGGCGAUACCUGCUGCGAUACGUCGCUAUGUAUAGCGUGAAAGAACAAUGCAAAUGCUAAUGCAAAACUCUAUAUGAAUAAUCUUGCGUUCCUAACGAUGAGAACAUUGUCCGAAGAAUAAAUGACGGAUUGACGCUAA
Molecule: messenger RNA, 13874 nt
Organism: Solenopsis invicta (red fire ant)
Lineage: Eukaryota; Metazoa; Arthropoda; Insecta; Hymenoptera; Formicidae
Gene: nAChRalpha6
Product: neuronal acetylcholine receptor subunit alpha-7
Exons: 15
Coding region: 1408-3099 (563 amino acids)
Biological process (GO): nervous system process; signal transduction; monoatomic ion transmembrane transport
Cellular component (GO): synapse; neuron projection; postsynaptic membrane
Molecular function (GO): acetylcholine-gated monoatomic cation-selective channel activity; transmembrane signaling receptor activity
Source: RefSeq, a predicted model, not a curated record